CGUGGUCGAUGAGGGAGCACGAGGCCGAGCGUGGCAGCGUCGACCAGCCGCGGCCCGCGAUGAAGCAGACCGGCAUGGCCGACUUCCUCACCAAGGACGAACAGGACGCCAGCGCACCGGUCGCGCCCACGAGCCCCGUCGCGGUGACACACCGAUCCAACUCGCUGAGCUCCAUCUUGAACGACGACGACGGCGGCGAUGAGCCGCAGGUUGACGUCUCGGACCCCAAGUUCUCGCCGCAUGUGGUCGACCUUGCGUUCGUCGCGCAGCUCGAGGCCGGCGCCAACAUCGACGCCAAGUGCCAGAAAGACUUCCAUUGGUACGCGUCCAGCGUUGUCGCCAAGACGCCCGAGUAUGUCAAGGUGCACUUCGUGGGAUACGGCCCCCAGUACGAUCGGAUCUACUACGAAGACAGCUACGACUGCCUCGCGCCCGAGGACAUGUACACGCGCGACGCCAAGCGCAUGUCCAACAAGUCGCGCGUCGCUCCGUCGGCAGAGUAUCUGCUGUUCAAGGCGACCGGCAAGCCGCUGCCGGCACGCAAACCCAUCAUCACGCGGCCUCUAAAGGUGUCCAAGCCAAAGGCCGCGCCCAAGAAUCCGCAGCCAAAGAAGAAGGCGCUGCCCCGCAACGUCGACCUCGAGCGCAUCGCCGACAUGCGGCCGCGUAUAAAGCGCGCAGCAAAGGGCGACGAGGUUGAGGCGCCUCCGCCUCGCGUUGUCUCGAGCGCCGAAGAAGAUGAGGACGAGGACGACGAGCCGAUGCCCAAGAAGACCAAGAUGGCCUCGAACGAGCCUGCGACUCCCGCGUGGCUAUCGACCGGGCGCUCGGACGAAGAGCUUCGAGACGCUGUGUUCUUAGCUGCCACUCGGCGCGCGGCCGACGAGCUCGCAAACCCUCAGCCGAUGAUGCACAUGGACAAGGAAAUUUGCGCCAGCUGCGUCCAGGUCGACGACGAGCAGAUGAGCGACCUCGUCUACUGCGAUGGACCUUGCUGCCGCGUCUUCCACCAGUGCUGCCUCGGGCUCGACGACACCGACGUGCAGUCGGCCGAGCCCUUCUUCUGCGACGACUGCAAGAGCGGGCAGCACGACUGCUUCCUCUGCGGCGAGCCUGGUGCGUACAAGCAGAACCUGCUGCGCUGCGACCUCAAGGGCUGCGGCCGCUUUUACCACUUUGAGUGCAUUGUCCGGGACACCCGCUUCGACGUCGACGAGCGCUCGUUCCACAUCAAGUGUCCGGCCCACCACUGCUGGACGUGCGACGUGCGGCGGACGAAGGACGCGAACCUCAUGCAGUGCCUCAAGUGCCCGACCUCGUACCACCCGGGCUGCAUCCCGCCGAGCGCCCGCUACAACAACGUCGCGACCAUCUGCGGCAAGCACAAGGACCCGCUGCCCGACGUGCCGCCGCACUACAUGGGCGGCGACAUUGUGCAUCGCGACGGCAAGGUCCGGUUUCCCGAGUUGUACCUCCCCAAGGACACGCCGCUCUUCGACGACGCGAGUGCGCUCCUGCACUUCCGCCUCAGCCGCGCGAUCCUGGAAGAGCACAACGCGCAGCCUCCGCGGUACCAGAAGCUCAAGCGCAACCGGUACCUCUUCAAGCCGGGGAAGAACCCGGAUCUGAACGACAUGCCGCGCUGCGUGUGCACGGAAACCUGCGGCGACGACUGCAUCAACCGCGCCAUCUUUGUCGAGUGCGUCGGUGACGGCCGCGACGGCAGCGCCAAAAUGUUCAACUGCAACCUCGGCCCUGGCUGCGGCAACCGCGCGCUGCAAGAGUGCAAGAUCCCGACGACCGCCGUCGUUCCGUGCGGCAGCAAGGGCUUUGGGCUCAAGACGCUCGCGCCCAUCAAGGGCGGCGACCUCGUGGUCGAGUACGUUGGCGAGGUCAUCAACGAAGAGAUGAAGACGAAGCGGCUCGGCGAGCUCCACGACAUCAACUGGUACAUCAUGGCACUCGUGCCCGGCCGCAUGUACAUUGACGGCCGCUUCAAGGGCUCCGAGUCGCGCUUCAUCAACCACUCGUGCGACCCCAACUGCCACCUCCUCAUCUGGGACGUCGGCGAGCACAAGCGCAUUGCGAUCACGGCGCUGCGGGACAUUGAGCCCAACGAAGAGCUCUCGUACGACUACCAGAUGGAGACGACGGCCGCGUCGGCCUUCACGUGCUACUGCGGCGCCGCGACGUGCCGAGGCACGAUGGCGCCCGACGACCUCAACAACACGAAGGAAGAGAAGGCGGCCAAGAAGGCGGCGGAGAAGGCGGCCAAGAAGCCCGCCAAGAAGACCAAGAAGCGUCGUGUGGCCAAGGCGGCCGAGCCGACGACCAGCGGCGAAGCCUCGGACGACACGGACGAGGCCGCCGUCAAGAGGGAGGACGAGCCGACGCCCAAGGCCGAGACGGCGUGCGAUAAUGACCCGAUGGGCCAACGAGACGUCGAGACUGCAACCAAGGCCGAGGCGCCUUGCGCAAUAUAGUCCAUAGACGCUUUGGCAGUUGUUAUAAUGGACAGAUUGUACACA
This is a messenger RNA of Saprolegnia parasitica CBS 223.65, 2528 nucleotides long. RefSeq lists its product as hypothetical. Gene Ontology annotation, molecular function: histone H3K36 methyltransferase activity; protein binding. The record is from RefSeq and is a predicted model, not a curated record. The transcript has a single exon. Gene Ontology annotation, biological process: regulation of DNA-templated transcription. Gene Ontology annotation, cellular component: chromatin; nucleus. Bases 9 to 2483 code for a protein of 824 amino acids. NCBI's taxonomy places the organism in Eukaryota, Oomycota, Saprolegniomycetes, Saprolegniales, Saprolegniaceae.